This is a messenger RNA of Spodoptera littoralis (African cotton leafworm), 969 nucleotides long. Lineage: Eukaryota; Metazoa; Arthropoda; Insecta; Lepidoptera; Noctuidae. The record is from the annotation of a GenBank genome assembly.
AUGGAAGACUCCACUAAAUACCAACAGAUGCAGGAUGAAAUGUCCAGGUUUGAGGCGGAGAUCUCAGGCAGUGAUGCUGGAGUCGGGGUUGUUUCGCGUGCCGUGAUUGGUGCGGCAACAUUUGGUGCAGUGCAGCAACAGUUGGAGCGAGCUAAUGCUCCUCUGAUUCCUCCAUUCGACAUGACCAUGAUGUACCCUACAGUACCACCUCCACCUCCACCACCUUCUAUCAUGGUGCCCUCACAGGUACGAAUGCGUCCAACCACGAGUAGCGAUGUGUUUCCCGUCGCUCCAGCUCUAACGUUCUUGCGGCCGGGGCUGCCAGGACCUCAGCUAAUUCCACCGCCGCCACCGAAGCCGCAACCUGUGGUACUCUCUGCAGCUCCCAAACUCUACAAGCAACCUAAAGAAGAUGAUGAAAAGAAAGAAAAAGAAAGUCGAAAGAGGAAGCGCACCCCGCCCCCUCCGCCGCCCCGUCCAGAGCCGGUGAUAGAGCCACUACCAGUAGCACCCCCACCACCAACCAUCAGCAUUCCAGACACAAUUGCUAAACCCAAGAAAGAAAAGAAGAAUAGAAAGGUUGUCAGAACUGCCGGAGGUCAAGUUUGGGAAGAUGUGACGCUGUUAGACUGGCCUGAUGAUGAUUUCCGCAUGUUCUGCGGCGAUCUUGGGAAUGAUGUCACAGAUGAACUACUAACGAGAACCUUCAGUAAAUACAGUUCGUUCCAGAGAGCUAAAGUGAUUAGAGAUAAAAGGACGAAUAAAAGCAAAGGUUUCGGGUUUGUCAGCUUUAAGGAUCCUGGUGAUUUUAUCAAGGCUAUGAAGGAAAUGGAUGGGCGUUAUGUUGGCAGCAGACCGAUCAAGCUAAGGAAAAGCACAUGGCGAGCUCGCAGCUUAGACGUUGUAAGGAAGAAGGAGAAAGAAAAGGCAGCUCUCCUCUCUCUCCUCAUGUCAGGCAACAAGAGCUGA